Molecule: messenger RNA, 1237 nt
Organism: Elgaria multicarinata webbii
Lineage: Eukaryota; Metazoa; Chordata; Lepidosauria; Squamata; Anguidae
Gene: DECR1
Product: 2,4-dienoyl-CoA reductase 1
Exons: 10
Coding region: 26-1039 (337 amino acids)
Biological process (GO): fatty acid beta-oxidation
Cellular component (GO): mitochondrion
Molecular function (GO): 2,4-dienoyl-CoA reductase (NADPH) activity
Source: RefSeq, a predicted model, not a curated record
UCAGCCUGAGCCUGAGCAGGGGGACAUGGCGGCGGUCCUGGCUAAGAAGUGCGGGCUACUACGGACCGGGUUAGUCCCGCAGUUGCUUACUACAACUGUGCGGCUUUUAAGCCAUGGAACAAAAGCAAUGUAUCAAAGUGACAAAUCUCAAGCUGGCUUCUUUUCACCUCUUCAUAAAGUGAUGUUGCCACCUGAUGCUUUUCACGGGAAAGUGGCCUUCAUCACGGGCGGUGGUACUGGCCUUGGAAAAGGAAUGACAACUGCACUUUCUAAUUUGGGAGCAGUGUGUGUAAUAGCAAGCCGGAAACUUGAUGUAUUGAAAGAAACUGCAGAAGAAAUUUCUUCUAAAACAGGAAAUAAGGUUCAUGCAGUUCAAUGUGAUGUGAGAGAUCCAGAAUCAGUUAGCAGUGCAAUUUCUCAGUUGAUCGAUGUGGCUGGACAUCCCAGUGUUAUAAUAAAUAACGCAGCUGGAAAUUUUGUCUCUCCCUCUGAACGUCUUUCUGCAAAUGCGUGGAAGACCAUCACUGAUAUUGUUCUCAAUGGUACUGCCUAUAUAACUCUAGGAAUUGGGAAAGAACUGAUAAAAGCACAAAAAGGGGCAGCUUUUCUUGCCAUUACAACAGUCUAUGCAGAAAGUGGGUCUGGGUUUGUAUCACCAAGUGCGUCUGCCAAAGCAGGUGUGGAAGCCCUGUGCAAGUCUCUUGCUGCUGAAUGGGGUAGAUAUGGCAUGAGAUUCAAUGUGAUUCAACCAGGUCCAAUAAAGACAAAGGGUGCUUUCAGCCGUCUUGACCCAACUGGUGUAUUUGAGAAAGUAAUGCUCGAGAGGAUUCCUUGUGGCCGCCUGGGAACCGUAGAGGAGAUUGCAAAUCUUGCCACCUACCUCUGCAGUGAUUAUGCAAGUUGGGUUAAUGGAGCAGUCAUUAGAAUGGAUGGUGGUGAAUAUGUGUCUAUGGCUGGAGAGUUUAAUGAACUGCGCAAGGUUACCAAUGAACAGUGGAAAAUGAUGGAAGAAAUAAUAAGGAAAACAAAGGGCUCAUAACUUGCUUUUUAGUGACAUUUUUUAUACAGAAGAUAUUUCUAUAAGUACUAUGAAUUACAUAGAUAAUGAUACUACCAAAAGAUUGACAUAACCAGCCAGAGAUGAAUAACUGCUUUAAAUUUACAUCAAGCACAAUGUUGGAUGCUAUGCAAACAAAGAUCAUAGCACAAAUACACACGUUAGUUGAUAUUAAUGAUA